UCAAAUUCACACUUGAGACUUCCUUUUUCUGUUUAUAGUCUCCAUUCUCUCUCUUGUGUGUGUAUAUAUAUAUAUAUAUAUGUGUGUGUGUGUUUGGGAAUAAUUUCUUGCACAAAGUACAUUUUAGUGUCUUCUCCGGAUAAAGUAAAAAUAUGAGUGCCAGGGGCAGGUUUUGGAUGAUGCUUUUGUUGGUGUUGUUUGCUCUGGAGGUGAUCGAUCAUGGAGCAUUGGCAUCUGGCCGGGGUCUGCUUCAGAACACAAAUUUAGGGGGUGGGGGUGGGAUAUGCUCGGCUGCCGUGGAGCCGCAUGGAUACAAGUGUCAGGAGUUCCAAGUGACGACGGAAGAUGGAUACAUACUGAAGAUGAUCAGAAUUCCAGAGGGGCGAACCGCCGGCGGCGGCGGCGGAAACCGGCCGCCGGUUCUGCUACAGCACGGCGUUCUUGUGGAUGGAGUGACGUGGCUGCUGAAUUCCCCGGAGCAAUCUCUGGCGACGAUUUUGGCCGACGGCGGAUUUGAUGUCUGGAUUUCCAACACCCGUGGAACCCGCUUCAGCCGCAAUCAUCUCCACCUCCAUUCUUCAUAUCCUGAAUAUUGGGAUUGGACUUGGGACGACCUGGUUAGCCAGGACUUGCCGGCGGUGGUGGGGCUGGUGUUCCAACACACCGGCGGCCAGAAGCUUCACUACGUCGGACAUUCCUUGGGGACUUUGAUCGCGCUGGCGUCGUUUUCGCAAGGAAAACUCGUGGACAAGGUCCGAUCGGCGGUUCUUCUGAGUCCGGUGGCGUAUCUCAGCCACAUGACGACGGCGCUCGGAGUAGUCGCCGCCCGAGCCUUUAUCGGUGAAAUCACGACGAUCUUCGGCCUUUCAGAAUUCAAUCCGACAGAGAAAGCAGUGGCCAAUUUUCUGAGAGCUUUAUGCGCUGGUUCUGGGAUCGACUGUUACGAUUUGAUGACAGCAUUUACAGGGAAGAAUUGCUGUCUAAAUGCAUCCACAGUACAACUUUUUCUGCAGAACGAACCACAGUCCACUGCGACUAAGAACCUCGUCCAUUUGGCUCAAACGGUUCGAGGGGGGAUUCUGUCGAAGUUCGACUACGGCAAUGCUAACGCGAACAUGGCGCAUUACGGCGAGUCGAGACCUCCCGUUUACGAUCUUUCGAAGAUUCCUCGGGACCUUCCACUCUUCUUUAGCUAUGGCGGACAAGAUGCCCUUUCGGACACCAUGGAUGUUGCGACAUUGUUGGAUAGUCUUAAGCUACACGACGUCGGGAAGCUGCACGUGCAGUAUGUCAAGGAAUACGCUCAUGCCGAUUUCAUUUUGGGGGUUACAGCUAAAGACAUUGUUUACAAUCAGAUUGUAGCCUUCUUUAGAAACCAGAACUAGUUUAAUUGUCAGCUGUAAUAAAACUCAGAGUCAAAUCUUGGAUUUCGGAACGGUUAUUUUUAAAAAGGUCAAAUCUUUCACGAU
Messenger RNA from Andrographis paniculata, 1469 nucleotides. RefSeq names its product triacylglycerol lipase 2-like. Gene Ontology annotation, molecular function: hydrolase activity, acting on ester bonds. The transcript has 8 exons. NCBI's taxonomy places the organism in Eukaryota, Viridiplantae, Streptophyta, Magnoliopsida, Lamiales, Acanthaceae. Bases 153 to 1385 code for a protein of 410 amino acids. The record is from RefSeq and is a predicted model, not a curated record. Gene Ontology annotation, biological process: lipid metabolic process.